Molecule: messenger RNA, 1861 nt
Organism: Dendrobium catenatum
Lineage: Eukaryota; Viridiplantae; Streptophyta; Magnoliopsida; Asparagales; Orchidaceae
Product: aspartokinase 2, chloroplastic
Exons: 1
Coding region: 111-1784 (557 amino acids)
Biological process (GO): amino acid biosynthetic process
Cellular component (GO): chloroplast stroma
Molecular function (GO): aspartate kinase activity
Source: RefSeq, a predicted model, not a curated record
AUUAGCCUCAAUGAUCUUUAGAAGUACAUCACGGAUAAAAUUCUGCAUUCUACUUCUUCGAAUGGUAAUAGUAUUGGAUCUGCGGCUAGGAAGAGCCCUUGUGUUUUCGCAUGGCGAUCUUAUUUCAGAUGGGGGUUCAAGCUCGUGUCACAGGAUUUGGAAAGGAUUGUCAGACAUCGAUUGGUUCGUUAUUGAAGAAGAAGUACGUGCUUGGAUUUAAGCAUGUUGUCGGGGUCUCUAAAAAGAGGGGACUGUUUCAAUCCUUAAGGGGAAGAAAUUUGAGAAUUUGCUUCCAGAGAGUCGCUUCUACAGUCGUGGAAAAAGAUGUAAUAGAGUGGCAAAAUGCCGAUUGCAGUGCUGAACAGUUGAGCAUUGUGAUGGAAUUUGGUGGUUCUUCAGUAGCAACCGCUGAGAGGAUGAGGGAGGUUGCAAAUCUCAUUCUUAGUUGUCCGGAUGAAAAGCCAGUGAUUGUUCUCUCUGCUAUGGGAAAAACAACUAACAAACUUUUGCAGGCAGGGGAGAAGGCAGCGAGCUGUGGUGUGUCUAAUGUAUCUGGAAUCGAUGAGCUUAGGUUUAUAAAAGAUUUACAUCUAAAGACAAUGAAUGAAUUGGGAAUAGAUAAGGCAGUCAUAUCAGGUUUAUUGGAAGAACUAGAGCAACUUCUGAAAGGUAUUGCUGUGAUGAAAGAGUUUACAGUUCGUACAAGAGACUAUUUAGUUUCGUUUGGAGAGUGCAUGUCCACAAGAAUUUUUGCAGAAUAUUUAAAUAAAAUCGGUACUAAGGCAAGGCAGUAUGAUGCAUUUGAUAUCGGUUUUAUGACUACAGACGAUUUCACAAAAGCAGACAUCUUGGAAGAAACUUAUCCAACUAUUGCAAAGAGAUUGCGUGAAGAUUGGUCAAGUAGUCACGCAAUCCCUAUUAUUACUGGUUUUCUUGAAAAGAGCUGCAAAUCCUCUGCAGUGACUACAUUAGGAAGGGGUGGUAGUGACCUGACGGCCACUACUAUUGGUAAAGCACUUGGCUUAAAAGAAAUUCAGGUUUGGAAAGAUGUUGACGGUGUUUUGACAUGUGAUCCAAAUAUUCAUCCUCAAGCAGAGCUUGUGCCGUAUUUAACGUUUGAAGAGGCUGCUGAACUAGCAUAUUUUGGAGCUCAGGUUUUGCAUCCCCAAUCCAUUCGACCUGCUAGAGAAAGUGCUAUACCAGUCCGAAUCAGAAAUUCAUACAAUCCACACUCUCCUGGUACCCUCAUCACCAAAGAAAGAGAUAUGAGUAAGGCUGUUUUAACAAGCAUUGCUUUGAAGUCAAGCAUUACCAUUCUAGAUAUUGCAAGCACUCAAAUGCUUGGCAAAUAUGGUUUCUUAGCAAAGGUCUUCUCUAUAUUUCAGGAUUGGCACAUUUCUGUUGAUUGCGUCGCUACCAGUGAAGCGAGCAUCUCUUUGACAUUAGAUCCAUCUAAACUGUGUAGCAGAGAACUAAUUCAACAGGAGCUUGAUCAUAUAGUUGAAGAGCUUGAAAAGAUUGCAGUGGUUAAACUUCUCCAGAAUAGAUCUAUAAUCUCCCUUAUUGGAAAUUUACACCGUUCAUCAUUGGUUCUAGAAAAGGCGUUCAAUGUUCUACGAAGAAAGGGAGUCAACGCUCAGAUGAUUUCUCAAGGUGCGUCUAAGGUGAACAUUUCCAUUGUAGUUCACGACAGCGAAGCCAAAGAAUGCGUCAGAGCCCUCCAUUAUGCUUUCUUUGAAAACACUAAUGCCUUCAACCAUGAAUCCAGUUUAGAAACAAAUUGAGUUUUCCAAUUUUUAGUGAUUGUAAUAAGAUGCUCCAUAACUUUGGCAAGUAACAUGGUUUUUAAUAUUUGUUAGCC